Messenger RNA from Umbelopsis ramanniana AG, 1118 nucleotides. RefSeq lists its product as uncharacterized. NCBI's taxonomy places the organism in Eukaryota, Fungi, Mucoromycota, Umbelopsidomycetes, Umbelopsidales, Umbelopsidaceae. Gene Ontology annotation, molecular function: N-acetyltransferase activity. The transcript has 2 exons. Bases 139 to 852 code for a protein of 237 amino acids. The record is from RefSeq and is a predicted model, not a curated record.
CGAUCGCAUUCAACUCAGAACAGGACUUGAGCGCCACGCCAUUGUGAUUGGUCGCAAAAAUAUGGACAGCUUAUUUUGGUGGAACCCUUUUCCCCAGGGUCCUUUUUCUUUGACAAUCCCUUUUUACUUUCUUCCAUAAUGGAACUACACGCUUAUUCCAAAAACGACUAUGAAUUCGUCAAGAAGCUUUAUAUAGGUGCAUUGCAAGAAAGCACAAGACGAGCAGUCAAGGACGUACUAUUGCAGCCCCGAACUAUUCGUAUACUUUGUAUGGUGAUACCUAUCUCCUGUUACCUGAUAUAUCAAGGAUUCACUACGAUGUUGCGUUGGGAACCUGUCCAAGCUUACUUGUAUUCAAUGAUGGCUGUUUUAGUGAUAUCUACUAUGAUACUGGGAAGUACCUAUCAGAUGUUUUCUUCGGGGAUCAAGAAAUCGGUUCUGGCCACGUUUGAGAAAGACAUGUCCGACAUACCAGCAACGUUUGAUUUGGUUAUGAACAACGACGAAUGCUUCGAGCCAACUGGCGUUUCCAAUGUAUGGAUUGCAACAAUCAAUGGCGAGAAGGCUGGAUUUCUCACAAUGCAUAACGGAGGCAGUAAAUCUUGUGAAAUCCGGAAAAUGGCUGUUGUCGGCAAGCACAGACGACGGGGACUGGGUGAGUUGAUGACUCGGCAAGCCAUCGUUUGGGCCAAGGACCACCGGAUGGAAACGAUUUUUGCAUUGAACGUCUCAAGUGCGCAAGUAGCAGCUUGUGAACUCUUUGAGAAAUGCGGAUUCACAAUUAGCAAACAAAAGCCUGUUAUACCAGGAUUUGGAUACCUUGCUUACGAGCUUUCCACAAUAAAUCGAUGAAAGAUCAUCUUUGUUUGAGACCCCGAACGCUCCCCUUACUUACUGUUCUUAUACCACUAUGGAGAGCAAGGAAUCGCCUGCUAUAGAUUUGACUCGUUCUCAAUACGACCUGUCAACAUACUUUGGACGAAUCCGACAUUUUGUGGAGAUCACUGAUCCCCGGUAAGUUAUGGAGAUUGCCGCCUAGCUUAGGAUGUCCAAUUCUAAAUUUGUCGCGCAGAACUUUACUUGUCUCUCCAGCAGGUGUAAAGAAAGCGCAGGCACUG